GGAGGUCAGUUUCUUCAUCAUAAUUAUUCAAAUUCUCAUGACCAUUGAUCAACAACCACUGAUCAACGGCCAUGAGUCCCAUUUAUCCAAAGGGCUCACUAAAGAUCAGCUGAUUUCUACAGGGUAAAAAGUGCUUAAACUAUUUCAGUUACCCACUAUGACCAUUGCUGCAAUGCAGGAUGAACAGCACUGAUGGGGCUCUGAUAUACUCAUGUAAUAUAUUAUGAGAGAAAGUGCUACAGACCGCUUUCAAAGUUUCAUCCUCCACAGCAUGUGUCCUGAUCAGCAGGCUCCUCUUUGGCUCAGUGUUAAAGUAAUUAUCUGAUUAUUCCUGUGAAGCAGUGCCAGAAGCUGCAUUGCAUUUCCACAGUUGAUUGAGAUUAAGACUGAACGUGCAAGCAUAGCAGAUUGGGCUGCAGUUCUGCUGGAUCAUGACCAGGAAGAGAUGCAGCUCCAACAGACAUCUCCGGUACAGGACUAGAGCUUUGCCAGGCACUGAGCAGGAAACAGCACUGAGGUAAGACACGCUACACUGACUAUAAUGCAUGAACAUACCUGAGCUCUUAUACUUAAUUACAUAUUAGGGGAAAAGUUCUUCUCCAUUAUUUAAUGGGUUUUAUGAACAGCACAAGAACAAUAAUAAAUUCCAUUUAUUAAUUUAGAGUUUCAGUGGAGGGACUAUGGUCCUGCAUUGGAGGUCUUUCAGAUUAUUUAACUUCAAGUUUGUAAUCUGUGUUUGGCAUUGCAGCCGAGUCCAGGGUAAGAAAACUUAAGUUCCACUGUGAGCUGGAAGAGUCACAACUGCGAAGGGUGAAUUAUUUUAAGCGUGACACGAACAAGUUCUAAAUCUGCCUCUCGUGCACACUGUUAAAUCCUCCCAAUGCUUUUGAUUGUUGGGCUGAAGGAAGGACAAUACUCGGUGUAUAAAAGCUCAAUCAUUUUAUUCCAUACAAUUCAACACUUUUGAGCAUAAACCAUCCGGAUGGGAGAUGAGCGCGGGAGGGUGUCCGCCUGAUCUCGAAGUGUCUGAGCGUUCCUCACAUUCUUAUAGCUUAAACUGUUGUCUCAUAUUAGGUCAACUUAAACAAAUUAUAUUCAUGCCAUCUGUCCUAAAAUAUCUGAUCUGGGCCCACACACAUCCGUUGCCUGACGUUGGUGUGGAUCUCCAAGCCGCUUUGCAACCCAUCGAAAACCCUUCUUUCAUGCUGUGUCUGAACUAUUAAUUACAUAUCUGUCAUCACUGAUGGUUUCAUGGAUCUUUCUGCUAAAAGAGGGUGGGUGUUGGUUCGGAAGGAGAGACAUGAAGCCAUAUUUAAAUGACCACAGAGGGAAACAGUACUUUCCUUAGUGGUCAUGAUUUGUGGUUGCAGGAAGUGUUGAGAUGCUGACUCAACUGAUCCUAGGAUGGACUGCGUUGCUAAGCAGUCUCCCGUCGGCUGCUUCCUCUAUUACAACAAGAUUCCCAUCCAGCAGAGGCAGCAGGUGGUCAGUUUCAAAAUGUGAAGUCUUCAUCACUCCUCCUCUUCCACCACCUAUGUUUCCUCCAAUCAAAUGGAAAGCAGAGCUAAUGGUUGACGUAACAGAACACAUCACAGGACCUAAAGGAGAAAAAGGCUGUAGGGGAGCCAGAGGACCGAAGGGGCAGCUUGGUGUGUUCGGUCCAGAGGGAGAAGGUGGAGUGCAAGGAGCCAUGGGCCAGCCAGGUCAAAAGGGAGAGAAGGGAGACCGAGGCUGGAGGGGCCUGUAUGGAGACAUAGGAACUCCUGGGAUGAUGAAGGGCAAUAAGGGGCUGAGGGGAUUCAGUGGUGAUAAAGGUGUCAAAGGAAAAACAGGCCUGGAGGGAGUGAAGGGGGAGCGUGGCAUCCCUGGAUACCCAGGACAGAAGGGAGACCCGGGCCAAUGGGGCGCUGCGGGGAAAAGGGGGGAGGAGGGAUCCAGAGGAAAGCCUGGGGACAGGGGGAGCACGGGCCCGAAGGGAUCUCGUGGGCUCAAAGGGUUUCAAGGUCAUCUUGGUCACGCGGGGCGUCACGGUCAGACUGGAGAACCUGGACUUCCUGGACAAGUGUAUAUCCUACCAGGCAUGGAGGGAGAGACAGGAAACCCAGGUCCUCCAGCCACAUGCAACUGUUCACAGGUUCAGAGCCCACAACGAUUGGUGGACGGAGUGCACACGGUGUUUGUUGCUGAUGGAGAGAAAGCGAUGAGAAGGCUGCGGGUGGAGAACGUGGUGGUGCUUCGCACGGACAAAAAGGCUCUGUACAUCUACGCCGAGUCUCAGUGGAUCAACGUAUUGGUAACACACAGCGACAAUCGAAUGGAAACACACAAUACACAACUGUCUGAUGUUUAAUCAAGAGUCUGUGUGUUGCUCUCUCUCCACACAAACAGACGAUUUGAGUGUUUCUUCACAUACUGAAGCUUUAAAUCAUUAUUGAUUAUGAUUAUUCUUUUAUUUUUAUUAACAGUCACAGUGUCUUCUCUUCUGUGUGUUUUCCCUGCAUGGAGCAGCAGGAUCCCCGACACUGACGGCAUACUGAAGCUGAACCAGACCUCCAACCUCAGCUGUCCAUUAGCAGCGAGAAGCGUCUGAGCAGCUCCUCUAACAUUUACAAGCAUCCCUGGAUUUAUGUGACCACUCUAAUAUGACCUAGAAAUGUCCUUUUGUGAAAGCUCGAGCUGAAAGGUUUUUUCCACCACCAAGUUGGCGAUGUCUAAUUGUCCAUCUCAGACUGUUGGUCACUGAACAUCCUCGGGAUCACCCCUGCAGCAUUUCUAACAUUUACAAAGUUUACAUGUUAUAUUUGAUAAGAUCUGACAACUGAAAGCAUAACGUCAUCAGGACUGUACUGUGUGACUCUCCUGAGGAGUAAGGAGGCUCAUUUCCUCACAGACACAAACAGAAGUCACUUAAAAUAAUGUUCCUGUAUCGUUUGCCUUUCCACACCUGGAAGCUUUGCCUGUCUUUUGUCUCAACGGAUGAUUUAUGCAUGCAUCAUUUAAAAGCACUUAAACAAGUCUUCAUCAUAACCAAAAGGAAAGUGUUUCUUUCUUGUGGUGCUGCAGUGAUCCGCCUCCUACAAAGAGGUCAAUAAAAACAAAUACUUUGUCUUA
Neolamprologus brichardi is the source of this 3111-nucleotide messenger RNA. RefSeq lists its product as uncharacterized. Gene Ontology annotation, cellular component: extracellular matrix. NCBI's taxonomy places the organism in Eukaryota, Metazoa, Chordata, Actinopteri, Cichliformes, Cichlidae. The record is from RefSeq and is a predicted model, not a curated record.